GUCAUGCCGAAGUGAAAAUGCAAUUUGGAAAAGAUCCACGAGAGUUUAAUGUUCUCACAAAAGAGUUUGUAUCAGACGGGAAUGGUCAUGUCAGCGGAAUCAAUACGAUUCGCGUAGAAUGGACAAAAGACGCCAGUGGCAAGUGGACCAUGAAAGAAGUGCCUGGAAGCGAACAAUAUUUCCAGGCGGACUUAGUUUUACUGGCCAUGGGAUUCUUGGGGCCGGAGGAAAAAUUGAUAAAGAGUCUAGGAUUAAAAACGGAUUCACGUACAAACAUUGAAACGCCUAAAGGAAAAUACAGCACCGCAGUCCCGGGCAUAUUUGCCGCUGGAGACGCUCGUCGUGGACAGAGUUUGAUCGUGUGGGGUAUCAAUGAGGGCAGACAAGCAGCGAGGGAA
Messenger RNA from Acaulospora morrowiae, 398 nucleotides. NCBI's taxonomy places the organism in Eukaryota, Fungi, Glomeromycota, Glomeromycetes, Diversisporales, Acaulosporaceae. The record is from the annotation of a GenBank genome assembly.